This is a messenger RNA of Linderina pennispora, 864 nucleotides long. RefSeq lists its product as uncharacterized. The record is from RefSeq and is a predicted model, not a curated record. The transcript has a single exon. The annotation marks the transcript as partial. NCBI's taxonomy places the organism in Eukaryota, Fungi, Kickxellomycota, Kickxellomycetes, Kickxellales, Kickxellaceae.
CUUCGCUGUAGCACUCUUCUUGUUUGAUCGUCUGCGCUAGUCUGCCAUCUACCAAACGCCGCCGCCAUGCCAAACGUACUAGCCGAUCGCGACUCGCGCAACCGAAUCAUCCUCGGCACUCUGGGCCUCGCUGUGACAGGCGGGGUUGUGGGCAUGAACAUCGCCAUUCUGCGCAACCUGCAGCCGAUUGCACGCCAUGCGACCACAAUGGCCAUGAACUGGUCGCUGUAUGGCGUGCUGUUUUUCACCAGUCGCGAGAUCAUGCUUAUCGAGCAAAAGUCCAAAAACGAGCCGCUCAACCUACGGUUCUCGCAGACUAGAGACAGCGACGAGCUAUUCAGCAGCACCAUUGCUGGUGGCCUAACCGGUGGGCUUCUUGCAUUGAUUACUCGGGGCAGGCGCUCAGUACCAACAGGCGUAGCGCUGUUUGCAGCAAUUUCAGGUACAAGCCAGUACUGCUAUACUCGGCUGAACCGCCGUCGGCAAGAGAUGAUUUUACAGAGCAAACACCACAAUGGCUCAGAGAGCACAGGCGGCUCCACCACUGCUGCAGCUGCAGAAAAAGAGGUAGCAGUUGAGAAUGUAGCCGACGAAGAGGCGGAUGACGAGUCGCAAUCUAUAAUUGCAAAGCUGCGCCGUGCUUUGACCACUGAUCCAAUCGAAAGACUGCCCGACUGGUUCCCUAUCCGCCGUAUUCAGUCGGACGAAUACCGCCAGAUGCUGAUGACUCGUCGAGAAGAAAUCAAGCUGGAACUUGGCCACAUCCGCAGAUUGGUAGCCAACAUGGACCAGCGCGAGGAGCUGCUGCUAAAGCGGCUUCGUGAAGUGGAAUCCAACGGUGAAUAAAGCGUUCUUGUACCCUGC